Melanotaenia boesemani (Boeseman's rainbowfish) is the source of this 2014-nucleotide messenger RNA. RefSeq lists its product as uncharacterized. Lineage: Eukaryota; Metazoa; Chordata; Actinopteri; Atheriniformes; Melanotaeniidae. The coding region runs from base 834 to 1880 and encodes 348 amino acids. Gene Ontology annotation, molecular function: nucleic acid binding; zinc ion binding. The transcript has 3 exons. The record is from RefSeq and is a predicted model, not a curated record.
GAGUGCCACCUGGGGGUUGGUGGUUAACUUCCUGAUGGGGAAGGAAGUGGAUAAAAGAGGCAGGAAGUGGAGGGAAAGGCCAGCUGUAACCUAUUGAGGCUGGGUGAUGAGGUGAGCCUCAUGUCAAGGGUGAGCUUGUGUGGCCGCACAGGAUUUUAGAGGGCAGUGCACUACGGUUUCUGCGUAUGAGGGAUAUCAAUACGCCAGUUGCCGGACGGCUAAUGCCACUGUUUCCUGCUGUCCUAAAUUUGUUUAGUUUUUUUCCUUUUGCAGUAGUUAGUUCCACUUGAGUGGGGUGCUUGUGAUAGCAAAGACAUAGUUGUACAGUGGACUAACUACUGCCUUAUUUUUGUUUUUUGUUGUUUUGUUUGGGCUACUCCCUCGUCUCAGCAUAAUAUAGUAGGUCAUCACACAGCUCAGUUCCUGGGCUCCGUAAAACCGGUGUGAAUUUGAGGUGUCUUCACGUGUGAGGAUUUGUAGUGAAAACUUCUUCCGUGUGCUGUGAUGUGUCAUUUCUAGGGUUUAUGGUUAUGGGGUUAUGCCUAGAACUGUAGGGUGUGUGACUAGCCUGAAUGAAGCUGCUGAGGAGUUCCUCUGCUUUUGUUAAUAAAAUCUUUCUGCUGAUUUGAAGCUUCCGAGGUGUUAUUGACACUUGAGUAGUAGGACCUGUUACAUUUUGGCGUCACGAACAGGAUAGGGGAGUGCCCAACAUUUUUUUGUUUGUUUUGUUUUGUUUGUUGGGUUUUUUUGGGAUAAUUUUGUGAGGACAGCAGGAGCAGUGGUUGGGGUUUCAACGUGGUGACAGUAGACUUCGAGACAUCCAAGGGGGAAGUAUGGAGGACGACGAGAAACAAACCAUGGCCCGACGUAUAAAAGAGUUGGAAAAGGAACUGAGUGAUUUGAGAACAGAGGAAGCUCCCUCAACUUCAGGGGGAGCCAUGGGACAGAAUCCGGGAGUGAUGGCGAGAGCUGACUCAGUGGUCUAUGUGCAACAGGACAGAAAGCUGCCCACCUUCUCAGGAAAACUGGACAGUACUGACUCAUUGACAUUAGAUGAGUGGAUUGAUCAGAUGAGAAGUUUUGUGCAAACAAGGGGUAGGACUGAGAGAGAGCAAGCUCAAAUGGUGUUUGAUCACUUGGAAGGAGCAGCCCGCACAGAAAUUAAAUUUCUGCCACCUGAUCACCGUGAAAAUGUUCAGAAAAUCUUUGAUGCCCUUACGGAGGUGUAUGGCUGUCAUCAUUCUCGUAUCCUAUUGCAGCGCAAGUUUUUCAAUCGUAAACAGUAUGAGGGGGAAUCUUUGGUUGAGUAUUCUCACUCACUAAUGGAUUUAAUGGAACAGAUUAUGAAAACUGACAAUCAGGCUGCAAGUAAGGCCUCAAAAGAUCUCCGGGAUCAAUUUUGUGAGGGUGUGAGAAACCCGGCCCUAAGGAUGAGGUUGAAAGAUCUGGUUAAUGCUAAUUCACAAUGGACUGUUCGAGAGGUGAGAGCUGAAGCUACUAGGUGGAUGGCACAACAAGAGAGCCAGCCAUUUGGGCGACGUUAUGACCAGUCCCCUUCAGUUUCUAACGAAAUGCAGGCUUCUUGUGAAACCAUGGGUUCCAGUUUUUCUGAAUAUGCAGAACUAACAUCAUUGUUAAAAGCACAGCAGACACAGCUUGAGCUGGUUAUUAAAGCAUUAACCUCAAAUAGUUUGUCUACCCCUAGUAUUCGUGCCACUCGACCUCGAAGAACAGUAGAUGGUCAGCCGGUGUGCUUCAGAUGUGAAAAAGUGGGGCAUAUAGCUAGAUUCUGCCCCGCAGUAGCUGCCUCUGGGAAAAGUAAGCAGGGGAGGGGAAGUGAAGGCUCUGGUUCUGAUGCACCAAGGCCAGCGGAAAACUAGAACCCGCCAGUGUGCAGAGCCACACACUGGUGGGGGGAGUACAAGGCUCUGAGAACAGGGAUGAGUCAGAUAUUGGUCGGAUGGUGGGGGAAUGCUUGGAGGGGAACAUUGAUUUGGGAGGGGUAAACAUUUCA